Molecule: messenger RNA, 1917 nt
Organism: Dermochelys coriacea (leatherback sea turtle)
Lineage: Eukaryota; Metazoa; Chordata; Testudines; Dermochelyidae
Gene: BCS1L
Product: mitochondrial chaperone BCS1
Exons: 8
Coding region: 480-1739 (419 amino acids)
Biological process (GO): protein insertion into mitochondrial inner membrane from matrix; mitochondrial respiratory chain complex III assembly
Cellular component (GO): mitochondrial inner membrane
Molecular function (GO): ATP hydrolysis activity; ATP binding
Source: RefSeq, a predicted model, not a curated record
CUUAUAAUAAUAAUAAAGCCCCAGGUUUGACUUUUCACCCGAGACAGCCGAGAUUGGUUUUACACUCUUGUACCCCCAGACUCCUCCUGUUGGCCUAUUGUGGUGUUCCACCACUCUCCACCCUUCCCGAAGAACUCCUCGCUCCCAAGAGCCUUGUCCUGCCUGCAUCCUCCCAGAUGGUUGUAACACUCUAGGGGCUGCUUCUCUUUCUGCAGCACAAAGUGUGAUGGGUCCCCGUUGAGGACAAUGGCCAGAAGUCAAGAUGCUGCAUUCCCUGCUGGCCGCUGCUCCAUGUUAAAGGCUGCAAUCUGCCCUGGGUCUGCAUAUCAAGGGUGGUGGUCUUUUUUAAGGGCCCAGCAAUUGUUACUAAACAGGCGUACCUGAGCAGGGAGCAGCUGAUUCCCCUGUAAAGCAGGUUUGUUUCUGGCUGGCAGAGAUGAUGCCAUUGAAAGCAGCCGCCUGACUCCCCCGGCCCCACCAUGCCCUUUUCUGACUUUGUCUUAGCGCUGAAGGACAAUCCCUACUUCGGGGCUGGCUUUGGCCUGGUAGGGGUGGGCACAGCUCUGGCUUUGGCCCGGAAGGGGGCCCAGUUUGGGGCGGUUGCUUUUCGCCGACACUACAUGAUCACCUUGGAGGUGCCCAGCAAGGACAAGAGCUACCAGUGGCUGCUGAGUUGGAUCUCGCACUACGCCAAGCACACUCAGCACCUGAGCGUGGAGACCUCGUACCUGCAACACGAGAGCGGGCGCAUCAGCACCAAGUUCGACUUUAUCCCCAGCCCAGGGAACCAUUUCAUCUGGUAUCGGAGGAAGUGGAUCCGCAUCGAGCGGAACCGAGAGAAGCAAAUGAUCGACCUGCACACAGGGACCCCCUGGGAGUCAGUGACGUUCACAGCCCUGGGCACCAACCGGGAGAUCUUCUUCAACAUCCUCCAGGAAGCCAGGGAAUUGGCUCUGAGGCAGCAGGAAGGGAAGACAGUCAUGUAUACGGCCAUGGGUGCCGAAUGGCGGCCGUUUGGGUUCCCGCGCCGCCGUCGGCCACUUGCCUCUGUGGUGUUGGAGAAGGGGAUCUCAGAGAAGAUUGUGCAGGACGUAAAGGAGUUCAUCGAUAACCCCAAGUGGUACACUGAGAGAGGAAUCCCGUACAGGAGGGGAUAUUUGCUUUACGGGCCCCCGGGCUGUGGGAAAAGCAGCUUCAUCAUGGCCCUGGCCGGCGAGCUGGAGUAUGGGAUCUGCUUGCUGAGCCUGAGCGACCACAGCCUCUCGGACGACCGUCUCAACCACCUCCUCAGUGUGGCACCGCAACAGAGCAUCAUCCUCCUGGAGGACGUGGAUGCGGCCUUCCUCAGCCGGGACCUCGCUGCGGAGAACCCAACUGCCUACCAGGGCAUGGGACGGCUGACCUUCAGCGGCCUCCUUAACGCGCUGGACGGCGUCGCCUCCACGGAGGCCCGGAUCGUCUUCAUGACCACCAACCACGCUGACAGGUUGGACCCAGCCCUGGUUCGCCCUGGCCGGGUGGAUCUGAAGCAGUACGUGGGACCCUGCUCCCAUUGGCAGAUUUCCCACAUGUUCCAGCGCUUCUACCCAGACCAGCCCGUGGCUGCCGGCGAAAAGUUUGCAGAGCAGGCCCUGCGUGUCUCCGAGCAGAUCAGCGCCGCCCAGGUGCAGGGCCACUUCAUGCUGUAUAAAGCAGACCCAGCCGGGGCCAUUGAAAACGUGCAGUCGAUUUCACUGUGACCGAGGGCGGGCGCCCUCAAAGGGGAGGGGCUUGCAGCUCCAUCACUGGGAGUGACUCAUGGAGGACGUGAUAACCGUGAGGAUGCUGCUUUGUGACAGUCCCAUGGAGCCGAUCGCUCUUCGUUUUGCUACCUCAACAAGGCCUCGAGUUUCUAUUAAAAUAUAAAAAGAACUAGGA